AUGGUGCUCAAUGCUGUUGUUCAAACCGAAGAUGUGGAUGUUUUGAAACGUUUCUGGGAACUUGAAGCUGAACCAAAGCUUAACAAGCAACAACUAUUGACUCAGGAGGAACAAGCUUGCGAGGACCACUUUCAAGCCACCACACGCAGAGAUGAGACGGGUCGCUAUAUAGUCGAGCUGCCGUUUCGUUGCCCAGAUCCUCCCUGUAAGUUUGGGAACUCCAGAAAUAUUGCAAUGAAGAGACUCUUCAGCCUGGAACGCAAAUUAAGUAAAGAUGUCAACGCCAGAGAGCAAUAUACUGAAGUGCUGAAAGAGUAUGUGUCCCUUAACCAUAUGGAAAGGAUAUCAGAAGAGUCAGAAAAGGAGAAAGAAGAUGCAGUAUGGUUACCUCACCAUGCCGUUAUCAGAAUGGAUAAAACCACAACGAAAACUAGGGUUGUAUUUAACGCCUCUUCGAAAGGGACUAAUGGAGUAUCGUUAAACGAUACUCUGAUGGUUGGGCCAACGCUGCAACCUGAUCUUCGACACAUUGUGUUAAGAUGGCGGUUGUAUCCCAUCUGUCUAACGGCCGAUAUCAUUAAAAUGUAUCGGCAAGUCAGAGUGGCAGACAAACAUACGGAUUAUCAAAGAAUCUUAUGGAGACUAGAUCCUAAUGGUGAGAUUGAAGAUUACCGUUUGUUGACAGUAACAUUCGGCACUGCUAGUGCUCCAUAUUUAGCAGUCAAAGCGUUGCAGCAAACUGCUGUAGACGAAGGCCACAAAUAUCCGUUGGCUGCUGAAAGAGCAAAAUCCGAUUUCUACAUGGAUGACUUGAUGCCUGGCUGCCAUUCUGAAACUGAAGCGAUAGAAAUAUAUCGACAAAUGAAUGAAAUGCUGAAAAAAGGGGGGAAGGAUGAUGUUCUUAUGGAACUCCAUGGUUUUAGCGACGCCUCCAAUGUGGCAUAUGCUGCUGUGGUAUAUGCGCGAAUCAUUGAUGCCGAUGGUAACAUCCAUACACAAUUGGUGACGGCUAAAACCAAGGUAGCACCCAUUAAACAAGUUUCAGUACCCAGGCUGGAACUUUGCGGUGCAGUGCUGGUGGCCAAGCUACUAGAAGAAGUUGCCGAGGUGCUGAACAUAGACCGUAAGUGUUUCAGAGCUUGGACAGACUCCACUGUUGUCUUGGCAUGGCUGUGUGCGCAUCCAGGGCGCUGGAAAACUAUCGUUGCUAACCGAACAGUUGAGAUCUUGAGCAAGUUAGAUUCUCAACAAUGGUCGUAUGUUCAGUCCAAACAAAAUCCAGCCGACUGUGCUUCACGAGGGGUACCUGCGUCCGCUUUAGUAGAUAAUCAGCUGUGGAUGCAAGGGCCAGAAUGGUUGCGAUGCGAAACCAUAAUCUAUUCCAAACCUUCUUCCAUCGCUACUAAGACCGAUUUGGAGGAAAGAUCCAUAAAGGCACACACGACAACGACUGGAUCUGAUGACUCGCAGUGGUGGUCUAGAUUCUCAUCCUUGGGACGUCUUGUUCGAGUGGUAGCUUACUGUCGAAGGUUCUUACAGCUAAGAAUCAAACCUAAAUCAAAAUUCGGUCCAUACCUGUCUCCAACGGAGAUAGAAGCUUCUCUGAUGUGCUGCAUACGCCAGUGUCAGAGAGAGUUCAGCAAAGAGAUACAGCUUUUAUCCAACAAGGAAUACUUGUCUACGAAGAACUAA
Messenger RNA from Pectinophora gossypiella (pink bollworm), 1692 nucleotides. RefSeq lists its product as uncharacterized. The record is from RefSeq and is a predicted model, not a curated record. The transcript has 3 exons. Bases 1 to 1692 code for a protein of 563 amino acids. Lineage: Eukaryota; Metazoa; Arthropoda; Insecta; Lepidoptera; Gelechiidae.